AUGGCGAUUCCCGGCGAAUGGACGGUGACCAAAACGACUGUUAUUGAAGAAAAAGACGAGGCGGAUGCUGAGACAAAGACUGAGGCCAAGGCAACUGGUGUCAGGAAACGCGAGGAGACGGAAGAGCAGAAGGAAGAGGAGGAGGCUAUGCGAGGACUUUUAAAGAAGCCAAGGAGAUGGGGCCGCGACUCCAAGACCAUGCCGGACGACGAAGACGAAGACCUAGAUGCGCUGCUGAGUACAACAAUGCCACUUAAGACAGAAACAGCCGAGAAUAAGAGCGCAGUGAAGAAGGAAGAAGUUGCCGAAGAUGACCAAUCAUCCGAGGCAAGAAUACCCAAAGAGGAAAACGUUUCGAUCAAAGCAGAUCCCGAUACUUCAGAGCCAUCCAUCAAAAGGGAACCUGUGAUCAAGCCCGAGGAGUCAGAGGAGCCAAGUGGCAUAACGCCGGUGGUCUUCAAGAAGCGCAAACCAAAGGGAAUCCGGAGCAAGUGA
Molecule: messenger RNA, 495 nt
Organism: Trichoderma breve
Lineage: Eukaryota; Fungi; Ascomycota; Sordariomycetes; Hypocreales; Hypocreaceae
Exons: 1
Coding region: 1-495 (164 amino acids)
Source: RefSeq, a predicted model, not a curated record